CCCCCUCCUCGCCUCCCCUUGGCGGGUGUGAGCCGAGCGGCCUCGCCUCACCGCCUAGCGCCCCCCUCAGCCGCCGCCGCCGCCGCCUCCGCCCGCCGGCCAUGUCCCCGGGCCGCCGCCGCCGCCGCACGAGCGCGGCGCCCCUGCGGCCCAGCGCGCAGUGAGCGCGGGGCCCUCUUGCCGUUCGCCCGCCCCUGGGCCCCCUUGUUCUCAGCGCCGCCGCCGCCGCCGCCGCCAUGUUGGGUUUAGAGCCGCAGCGGAGCCGCCGCCGCCGCCGCCGGUGAGGGAGGCCGAGAGCGGAGCCCGCCCCGCCCCGGGGCCCAGGGAGCGGGGCCGCCUCGGAGCCCGGCCUCUCCCCGCCCGUCCGCGGUGUGAGCGAGCGAGCGAGCGCCGGGCCGCGGCCGCGCCUUCCGCUCCCGGCCCGAGCGAGCCCGCCGCCCGUUUGUUCCCCUGCCGCCGGGCCCGGCCCGGCCCGAGCCUGCAGCAGAGCCCUCGAGAGUCAGCGCCAUGGCGGAGCAGACCUACUCGUGGGCCUAUUCCCUGGUGGAUUCCAGUCAAGUGUCUACUUUUCUGAUUUCCAUUCUACUUAUAGUCUAUGGUAGUUUCAGGUCCCUUAAUAUGGACUUUGAAAACCAAGAUAAGGAGAAAGACAGUAACAGUUCUUCUGGGUCUUUCAAUGGCAACAGCACCAAUAAUAGUAUCCAGACCAUUGACUCUACCCAGGCCCUGUUCCUUCCAAUUGGAGCAUCUGUCUCUCUCCUAGUAAUGUUCUUCUUCUUUGACUCAGUUCAAGUAGUUUUUACAAUAUGUACAGCAGUUCUUGCAACGAUAGCUUUUGCUUUUCUUCUUCUCCCGAUGUGCCAGUAUUUAACAAGGCCUUGUUCACCUCAGAACAAGAUUUCCUUUGGUUGCUGUGGACGUUUCACUGCUGCUGAGUUACUGUCAUUCUCUCUGUCUGUCAUGCUCGUCCUCAUCUGGGUUCUCACUGGCCAUUGGCUUCUCAUGGAUGCACUGGCCAUGGGUCUCUGUGUCGCCAUGAUCGCCUUCGUCCGCCUGCCCAGCCUCAAGGUCUCCUGCCUGCUUCUCUCAGGGCUUCUCAUCUACGAUGUCUUCUGGGUGUUUUUCUCCGCCUACAUCUUUAAUAGUAACGUCAUGGUGAAGGUGGCCACGCAGCCGGCUGACAAUCCCCUUGACGUCCUGUCCCGGAAGCUCCACCUGGGGCCCAACGUUGGACGCGACGUCCCGCGCCUGUCUCUGCCUGGAAAACUGGUCUUCCCCAGCUCCACAGGCAGCCACUUCUCUAUGUUGGGCAUUGGAGACAUCGUGAUGCCUGGACUCCUCUUGUGCUUCGUCCUGCGUUACGACAACUACAAGAAGCAAGCCAAUGGUGACUCCUGCGGUGCCUCCGGACCCGCCAACAUCUCCGGGCGCAUGCAGAAGGUUUCCUACUUUCACUGCACCCUCAUCGGAUACUUUGUAGGUCUGCUCACUGCGACUGUGGCGUCUCGAAUUCACCGAGCAGCCCAGCCUGCCCUUCUCUAUUUGGUGCCAUUUACCUUAUUGCCACUCCUCACGAUGGCCUAUUUAAAGGGUGACCUACGGCGAAUGUGGUCUGAGCCAUUCCACUCCAAGUCCAGCAGCUCCCGAUUCCUGGAAGUAUGAUGGAUCACAGCGGGCAACCAGAAUGGCCUCUCAGUCCUUCUCUGUCAACGUGUGGUUUGUUUCCUCUGAGAGCUGGCCUGGUACUCGGAGAUGCACCUGUGUAAGGACUGCCGUGUGCCCAGAUUUUGCAUUUUGGGGAGCGAGGUGCUGGAGCCUGUGUGGUUCCUUCUCUUCCUGCCGCCGGAGAGGUGGAGCCCCUCCUGGAGUGACAGGUCCUCCCCCACCCCCCAGCGCUCCUCCCUCCCCUGUUUUUAUGGAUCUGCACCAGACUGUUACCUGUGGGGGACGGAGAUGUGACUGUUGAAACUGACAACGGCAAGGAGUCGUUCUGUACCUUUGAACACUAAAAGGAUGAAAACCUCAGCAAACUGGUUUCUUCAGUGAACCCUCAAGAACUUUGGGACCAGUUUCCUAUGGGGGACUCAGUUUCAGAGAACUGAGACAGAAGCUCUUCUGUCGUUAUAUUCUUCUUUCCUUUUUUUGGAUUUAUUAAAUAUUUUCUGUGGUGUGAAGUGACUUAUUAAAUCCACAGACAUUGAGUGACUUCUUACAACAUACACAUAAGAAUUUGUUGUAAUGAGUUCAUGUCCACCCAGACGUCGUGUUGGCAGUGAACGAGGGCACGGUUUUUAUACGUACAUACACACCCACAUGCACAUAGAUAUAUAUGAAUAAACAGAAAUUAAAACCCGCUAAGCUCAUGCUGUGUAGCAGACAGGGGCUUGCUGUAAUUUCUAGCAUGUAGAGCAGUUCACGCUGGCUUCCUUGUAUACAGACAAGCGCUGCUGUCUCUCCCUCCACAACUGAACGUGCAGUUAAAAACCAGUAUAGUAUUUGUACUGAUAGACUCAUGGACUAUAGGGGACUCUCAUUUGGUUUUGAUCAGUGUAGCAAAUUAGGGAUGAAAAGUUACAGCUUUUUGACCCACUGUUUUGUUUUGUUUUGUUUUUUACAGGCCUCUUCCUCACAGGGUUUUCAGUAGUUUCUUCUUGAACCGAUGCAUGUAUUAUAGCAGCAGGUGUCUCUGCUUUCUGAUCAUAGUAAUGUACUACUUGUAAAUACAUUUUUCUAUUUUCUA
Molecule: messenger RNA, 2740 nt
Organism: Cervus elaphus (red deer)
Lineage: Eukaryota; Metazoa; Chordata; Mammalia; Artiodactyla; Cervidae
Gene: SPPL3
Product: signal peptide peptidase like 3
Exons: 11
Coding region: 508-1662 (384 amino acids)
Biological process (GO): membrane protein proteolysis
Cellular component (GO): lumenal side of endoplasmic reticulum membrane; cytoplasmic side of endoplasmic reticulum membrane; Golgi-associated vesicle membrane
Molecular function (GO): aspartic endopeptidase activity, intramembrane cleaving
Source: RefSeq, a predicted model, not a curated record